Cajanus cajan (pigeon pea) is the source of this 3323-nucleotide messenger RNA. RefSeq names its product receptor protein kinase TMK1. Lineage: Eukaryota; Viridiplantae; Streptophyta; Magnoliopsida; Fabales; Fabaceae. Gene Ontology annotation, molecular function: protein binding; ATP binding; protein kinase activity. Gene Ontology annotation, biological process: protein phosphorylation. The record is from RefSeq and is a predicted model, not a curated record.
CACUGUCUUUCAAGUUUCAUCUCACCACAGACAAACAAAGAAACAAACAAAAUCACUCUAACUGUAACCUUCCCUCCAAGAAGCCAAGUUGGCAAGUAGACCCACAAAACAAGACAAGUAAUGUAGAGACUAGAGAGUCUCAUGCAUUGCAAUUUGCAACCGCACACGUGCUCAUUACUCCCUCCCUCACUCUCUCCGUCUUCCCCUUCUCUCUCUUCACUCUCGCCACUCGCCACUCGCCACUCACCACUCACCACUCACCACCCUCAUCAUGAAGUCCCACAUCGCUUUUCUCCUCUCAUGUUUCCUAAUCCUCUACGCGCACGCCCAGGACGCCCCCGCAAUGCUCGCUCUUAAAACCACCCUCAACCCGCCCCAAUCCCUCGGCUGGUCCGACCCGGACCCGUGCCGGUGGAAACACGUCGUGUGCUCCGAGCAAAAGCGGGUCACCCGGAUCCAAAUCGGUCACCAGGGCCUCCAAGGAACACUCCCCAACAGCACCGUGAUCCAAACUUUGACCCAAUUGGAACGGUUGGAGCUCCAAUUCAACAACAUUUCGGGUCCUCUCCCGAGCCUAAACGGGUUGAGUUCGCUCCAAGUCCUCAUUCUCAGCAACAACCGAUUCACUUCCAUUCCCGACGACUUCUUCGCCGGCUUGCCGGAGCUCCAGAGCGUCGAGAUCGACAACAACCCCUUCAAGCCUUGGAAAUUUCCCGACACCAUUGUCAACUCUUCCUCGCUACAAAACUUCUCCGCGAAUUCCGCCAACGUUGUCGGAGCACUCCCGGAGAUUUUCUCGAGUCUUCCCACGUUGACCCAUUUGCACUUGGCCUUCAACAAUCUCGAGGGUGUGUUGCCUCUGAGCCUUUCAAGCUCUCAGGUUGAGACUUUGUGGCUGAACGGGCAGAAGGGUAACAACCUUGGUGGCAAUGUUGGUGUUUUGCAGAACAUGACAUCGUUGACGCAGGUUUGGUUGCAUUCCAACGCGUUCACUGGGCCUCUUCCUGAUUUUUCUGGGUUGCAAAGUUUGCAGGAUUUGAACUUGAGGGAUAAUUCUUUCACGGGUCCUGUUCCUGGCUCUUUGUUGGGAUUGAAAUCGCUUAAAGUUGUGAAUUUGACUAAUAACUUGUUUCAGGGGGCAGUGCCUGAGUUUGGUUCUGGGGUUGAGGUGGAUUUGGAUUUGGGUGAUGAUUCGAAUAGCUUUUGUUUGCCACGUGUCGGGGAGUGUGAUCCCAGGGUGGAGGUUUUGCUUUCUGUUGUGAGGGUUUUGGGGUAUCCUAGAAGGUUUGCUGAGGAUUGGAAGGGGAAUGAUCCUUGUGCUGAUUGGAUUGGGGUUACUUGUAACGGUGGUGGGGAUAUUACUGUUGUUAAUUUUCAGAAGAUGGGUCUUGAGGGUUCUAUAGCUCCGGAGUUUGCUUUGCUUAAGUCAUUGCAAAGGCUUGUGCUUGCUGAUAAUAAUCUCACAGGGUCUAUUCCUGAAGAGCUAGCUUCUUUGCCCGGGCUUGUUGAAUUGAAUGUUACAAACAAUAGGCUUUAUGGGAAGAUUCCUAGUUUUAAGAGCAAUGUGGUUGUUACCACUAAUGGGAAUAAGGAUAUUGGGAAAGAUAAGCCCAGUCCAGGACCAACAUCAUCACAUUUAGGUCCACUAAACUUGACAACUCCAAACACAAUGGAAGAAAAUGGUGGGAGAAGAUCUUCACAUGUCGGGGUGAUUGUGUUUGCUGUGAUUGGUGGUGUGGUGUUGGUUUUUGUGAUUAGUUUCUUGGCUUUUUGUUUGUUUAGGAUGAAGCAGAAACGGCUGAGCAAGGUGCAAAGUCCUAAUGCAUUGGUUAUUCACCCGCGGCAUUCUGGAUCGGAUAAUGAGAGUGUGAAGAUAGCGGUUGCGGGUUCAAGUCUCAGUGUUGCUGAUAUUAGUGGAAUUGGAAUGCAAAGUAGGAGUGAGGCAGGGGAUAUCCAGAUGGGUGAAGCUGGAAACAUGGUUAUUUCUAUACAGGUUCUGAGGAAUGUCACUGACAACUUCAGUGAGAAGAAUAUACUGGGACAAGGAGGUUUCGGAACUGUUUACAAAGGUGAACUGCAUGAUGGCACAAAGAUUGCAGUGAAAAGGAUGGAGUGUGGGGCAAUAAGUGGAAAAGGUACAACAGAAUUCAAGUCUGAAAUUGCUGUUUUGACCAAGGUUCGCCACCGGCAUCUUGUUUCUCUUCUUGGUUACUGCUUGGAUGGGAAUGAGAAGCUUCUUGUGUACGAAUACAUGCCUCAGGGGACAUUAAGUAAGCACCUUUUUAACUGGAUGGAAGAAGGACUGAAGCCACUGGAGUGGAAUAGAAGAUUGACCAUUGCCUUGGAUGUGGCAAGGGCUGUUGAGUAUCUUCAUAGCUUGGCCCAUCAAAGCUUUAUUCAUAGGGACUUGAAGCCUUCAAACAUUCUCCUUGGAGAUGAUAUGAGGGCAAAGGUUUCAGAUUUCGGCCUUGUGCGACUUGCUCCUGAAGGCAAAGCUUCUAUAGAAACAAGGAUUGCAGGAACUUUUGGAUAUUUGGCACCAGAAUAUGCAGUUACAGGUCGUGUGACAACUAAAGUUGAUGUGUUCAGCUUUGGGGUAAUAUUGAUGGAACUAAUAACCGGAAGAAGAGCACUUGAUGACAGUCAACCAGAGGAUAGCAUGCACCUUGUAACAUGGUUCCGUAGAAUGUAUGUAAACAAAGACUCAUUCCACAAGGCUAUUGACCACACAAUUGAGCUCAAUGAGGAAACACUUGCGAGCAUUCACACCGUGGCUGAGUUAGCUGGCCACUGUUGUGCAAGGGAGCCAUAUCAAAGGCCUGAUGCAGGUCAUGCCGUUAAUGUGCUUUCUUCUCUUGUGGAACUUUGGAAACCAUCUGAUCAAAGUUCUGAAGAUGUAUAUGGCAUUGAUUUAGACAUGUCUUUGCCACAAGCAUUGAAGAAGUGGCAGGCUUAUGAAGGUAGAACCGAAAUGGAGUCUUCUUCUUCUUUGCUCCUUCCUCCUAGCUUGGAUAACACUCAUACAAGCAUACCUACGCGUCCAUUUGGAUUUGCUGAGUCUUUCACAUCAGCAGAUGGUAGGUGAUCAUGCUUGAUUGUAAAUAUACUUGUAACUGUUGGUGGUUCUGUAGUUUAUUUCCAUUCUCAUUGCUUCUUGCUGCCUUUUCUAUUUGAACUUGUCUAUCAUUUUUCUUUUUGUAGUCUCAUCCACGAGAGAAAAUUAUCCGGUAAUCUAAUACUUGGACCAACCAAGUAUCUAUAGUCCCACUUAAUUUUUUGAUUCCUUCCACGGUUAAUGUUACUUCUUCAGCUUUUGUUAUCAA